AUGACUGUGUCAAACGCAGAUGCCAGUCCCUUCAAAAUACUAUACUCGCUACUACAAGCUGCUGAAAUAAUCACACCCAAUUCUUCAGAUUACACGGAGAGCAGUCAGACUUGGGCGGCUCAGAAGUAUUCAAACCCGGGUCUCGUGAUACGGCCUACCUCAACUGAUUCCUUGGGCAAGGCCCUCGCAUACUUGUACACGACUAAUCUGGAUUUUGCGAUCUAUGGCCAUGGAUUUAGCUCUGUCUCCGCCAAAGAUGUCUUGAUAAACACAUCUGCAUUCGACAACUUUCGCUUUGAGGCACAUUCAGAAACAGUAACAAUCGGUGCUGGGCAACCAUGGGCCGAAGUAUAUCGGAAGCUCAGUCAGGUAGCACCGGAAUAUGGAAUCAUCGGUGCCCGCACGCCAUGUGUCGGAGUAGCAGGGGCUAUCGUCAGCGGAGGAUUCUCGUGGCUUUCAAGCGAGUAUGGCUGUAUCUCCGACCCGGAAAAUAUGAUUGAUGCAAAGGUCGUCAAGUAUGACGGCUCGGUCGUAUGGGCGUCUACAGAGCCCGAGCUACUGUGGGCGCUCCGUGGAGGCGGUGGAGGUUUUGGCGGUAGGUGA
Molecule: messenger RNA, 603 nt
Organism: Penicillium salamii
Lineage: Eukaryota; Fungi; Ascomycota; Eurotiomycetes; Eurotiales; Aspergillaceae
Source: the annotation of a GenBank genome assembly